AAUGUGCAGGCGAAAUCAGGGGCACCUGCCAGAACCGAUAAUCUGACACCUUCGACGUGCGCUUUGAAUGGCCGCCAGCCGAGUGACCGGUAUCAUGCCAAACCUUUGCGGCCUUGGCCCCCUUGCGUGAGCGAGUCACUUCCGCUUUUGAUCGCCCGCCACCUCGCAAGACUCAACCAGCAACUCCAGCUCCAAUAGCGAUGGCCAGCGCACUCCUCGAGAGCUACAAGCAGUGGGCCGAUGGCAUGGAUGUCAUGCUCAUGGACUGGGUCGACCCCACCCUGCGCUACCGCCUCUCGCCCAUGCAGGACUACUACCUUGCCGACUUUGGCACGGUUUUCGCGGUAUGCAUCGGCUACCUCACCUUUGUGGUGGUGGGAACGCUCGUCAUGAAAUCUGGCAUGCCCGCGCUCAACACGGCCCCACUCCAGUUCAUCUACAACCCCAUCCAAGUCGUUUUGUGCUCGUAUAUGACCGUCGAGGCCAUUUUGCAGGCCCGCCGCAACGACUACUCGGCUACCCCGUGCAAUGCUUUUAACCACGAGAACCCCGUCAUGGGCAACCUCAUGUACAUCUUCUACCUAUCCAAGGUGCUCGACUUUUGUGACACGUUCUUUAUCGUUAUGGGCAAGAAGUGGAAGCAACUCUCGGUGCUGCACGUGUACCACCACGUCACCGUUUUCUUCUGCUAUUGGGCCAACUUCCGCACCUCGUACGAUGGCGACCUCUACAUGACUAUCGUACUUAACGGCGGCGUGCACGCGAUCAUGUAUAUGUACUACUUCGUGAGCUCGCACACGCGCAAGAUCUGGUGGAAGCCGUACCUGACGACGGUCCAGAUGAUCCAGUUCCUUCUGAUGAACGCACAGGGCUACCUCAUGGUCUCGCGCUCGUGCCCCGGCAUGCCGUACAAGAUCUCUGUCAUGUACCUCAUCUACGUACAGUCGCUGUUCUGGCUCUUUAUGAACUUCUUCGUCGUGAACUACUGCUUGAGCUCGCGGAAGCCCAAGGCCGUCGAGGCUGAGAAGAAGACGCUGUAAAUGAGUUGAGUCAAUCCGUCAGUGGAAGGAGCAAGCAAGCGGCAGGGCGAGACGAGCGUUGUUUUUUUCCGUCUCCGAGUGCAACGAACCAUCGCGGGAGCGGAGGCAGGUGAGCCUUCGAACCCGCCCAGGCUGGCCCAAGUGUAUUUUCUUAUCGCCAAUGUAGGGUCUCACUUCCAUCGUAAUGGUAACACUAAUACUACAACAGUUCUUGAACAAUAUACAUGACGUCGGCAGCGCAGUGGUGGCUUCGCAAGCCCAUUACAAGGCAAGAAUUGAUCCCUGUGCAUUUUUGAUUUCUUGUUGAGCUUGGUGACGUAGUGCAGCCAUGUUACGAAAAAAAGGCAGCGAAACAGAGCGUAACAUGGGACCA
This is a messenger RNA of Phytophthora nicotianae INRA-310, 1413 nucleotides long. RefSeq lists its product as hypothetical. Bases 201 to 1040 code for a protein of 279 amino acids. The record is from RefSeq and is a predicted model, not a curated record. Gene Ontology annotation, molecular function: fatty acid elongase activity. The transcript has 4 exons. NCBI's taxonomy places the organism in Eukaryota, Oomycota, Peronosporomycetes, Peronosporales, Peronosporaceae. Gene Ontology annotation, cellular component: endoplasmic reticulum membrane. Gene Ontology annotation, biological process: very long-chain fatty acid biosynthetic process; fatty acid elongation, saturated fatty acid; fatty acid elongation, monounsaturated fatty acid.